GUUGUCGUUUUACGGUUACCGAUCUAGUGAAAAGAUUCCAGUGUUGACUAAUAGUUUCGAGCUUUUCGGAGAUUUUCAGUGCUAUCGCAGAACACGUGGAAUAAGACAACAUGUUGAAAUUUGUGUCCGCCAUCGCCAUUUUCGCCGCGACUGCCAAGGCCGGCCAUGUGGAACCAGUACAUUUUUCCAUCGUAUCUCAGCAUCCACAUGUCGGACAUGGUCACCAUGCUAUUCAUGCUGUUCCAGAGGUGCACUAUCCAGCCUUCGUAGCAGCUCAUGAUCUGAUUGAAAACCAUCAUGGAGCAGAGCUCGCUUACUCCGGACAUAGUGCCCUGUACGGUGGCCAAAAUCAUGGUCACUUGUACAACUCUGGUUACAAAGGAGAAUACGCCAAGGAUCACCAUGAUUACUACGCUUAUCCCAAAUAUAGCUUCGAGUAUGGUGUUAAUGAUCAUCAUACCGGAGAUCACAAGAAGCAGUGGGAAACCCGCGAUGGUGAUGUUGUCAAGGGUGGAUACAUGUUCAAGGAAGCCGAUGGAACUACUCGUAUCGUAGAAUAUACCGCUGAUGACCACAACGGAUUCAAUGCCAUCGUUAAGAAUGUUGGUCAUGCUCAUCACUCAGAGGCCCACGACAACCAUGGUUAUACCGGAAACUAUGCCGGAGCUUACUCCAGCGGUGAUUACUACGGCAAAGGUGCCACCAGCUACUCAAAAGUGUUGAAACACUAAAGUGUCUGAAAGAGAUGAGCGGCGGAAUUCCAAUAGCUCCGACAUGUUUGUUAAUGAUUAUGCGAUAAGUACUUGUUAGGUCGACGAAGUCGAAAAGUUUUAGUCAGUUUGUCUCUUUUCAUGGGUACAACUUUGUGCCUGUAUG
Toxorhynchites rutilus septentrionalis is the source of this 876-nucleotide messenger RNA. RefSeq lists its product as uncharacterized. The transcript has 3 exons. The record is from RefSeq and is a predicted model, not a curated record. Lineage: Eukaryota; Metazoa; Arthropoda; Insecta; Diptera; Culicidae. The coding region runs from base 111 to 731 and encodes 206 amino acids. Gene Ontology annotation, cellular component: extracellular matrix.